Molecule: messenger RNA, 764 nt
Organism: Drosophila erecta
Lineage: Eukaryota; Metazoa; Arthropoda; Insecta; Diptera; Drosophilidae
Gene: NC2beta
Product: protein Dr1
Exons: 1
Coding region: 138-689 (183 amino acids)
Biological process (GO): chromatin remodeling; positive regulation of transcription by RNA polymerase II; negative regulation of transcription by RNA polymerase II
Cellular component (GO): negative cofactor 2 complex
Molecular function (GO): core promoter sequence-specific DNA binding; protein heterodimerization activity; general transcription initiation factor activity
Source: RefSeq, a predicted model, not a curated record
AAGUUAACAUUUCAACACAUUUUGUUGUUAGCAAGGAACGGUCACACCAACUCCACACACUAUACUACUUUAAUAUUGCAGUCGAAAGAAAAGGCAUUCCUCGCAACUUUGUUUACGUUCGCUCAAGUCAAGACGCCAUGCCGAAUCCGCAGGAAGAACUGCUGCCACCCAGCGCCGAGGACGACGAGCUGACCCUCCCACGGGCCAGCAUCAACAAGAUCAUCAAGGAGCUGGUGCCCACGGUACGGGUGGCCAACGAGAGUCGCGAGCUGAUUCUCAACUGCUGCUCGGAGUUCAUUCAUCUGAUCAGUUCGGAGGCGAACGAGGUGUGCAACAUGCGCAACAAGAAGACUAUCAAUGCGGAACACGUGCUGGAGGCGUUGGAACGGUUGGGCUUCCACGACUACAAACAGGAGGCGGAGGCCGUUCUGCACGACUGCAAGGAGGUGGCCGCCAAGCGACGGCGCCAGAGUACGCGCCUGGAGAACCUGGGCAUUCCGGAGGAGGAGCUGCUGCGACAGCAGCAAGAGCUGUUCGCCAAGGCACGUGAGGAGCAGGCGCGCGAGGAGCAGCAGCAAUGGAUGAGCAUGCAGGCGGCGGCCAUGGUGCAGCGGCCACCGCUGGCCGACGGCUCCGUUGCCAGCAAGCCAAGUGAGGAUGAUGAGGACGAGGACGACGACGACUACUAGUAGUAGAAAACAGUCUUUCUAUGAGCUUAGUGUAGAUUUAAUCUUAAAAUAUAUGCCAUAAGUUGAACGUUCAAC